Messenger RNA from Cylindrotheca closterium, 1968 nucleotides. The record is from the annotation of a GenBank genome assembly. Lineage: Eukaryota; Bacillariophyta; Bacillariophyceae; Bacillariales; Bacillariaceae.
AUGAACUUCAUCAAGGAUUUGAGUAUCGACAAAGUGCGAAACCUGGCAGAAGAUGCCAUCAACCAGGCAAAGCCAAAAACCGAUGUGGAGGCCCGUGUUUACGAAGUCUUGUCGCACAAAAACUGGGGUGCUUCCUCCUCUUUGAUGCACGAAGUUGCCCGUGAUACCUUUGAUGCUGAACGCUUUUACAUGAUUUCUCGUCUAAUGUGGGAAGGAAUGGAGAAUCAACGCCCAGCUGCUUGGAAGGUAGUCUUUAAGGCCCUCACACUCCUCGAGUUUUUGAUCAAGAAUGGUGCCGAACGAUGUGUGGACGAUGCUCGUAAUCAUGGACACGUCCUGAGAGCCUUGGGAAAGUUCAACUACUAUGAGGGUACGAUUGAUCGAGGAUUGGGAGUUAGAGAAAAGACGAAACAGAUUACGGAAUUGCUGUCGAACGAUGACAAUAUUCGAGAAGAGCGUCAGCGAGCUAGAAAAUUGAGAGAAAAGUUUCGUGGGAAUGUUGCUUCUUCUGCCAAUGCUGGAGGCGGCGGAAGAGGAGCUGGUUAUGAAAACUAUGGAAAUAGUGGUGGUGGUGGUGGCUAUGGAAACGGAGGCAUUGAUAGUGGCAGUGCUACUGGCCGAUAUGGCAACACGGCAACCCCAACUUUUGCAGCCAUGCCUGCCGAGAAGAAAAAGAAGAAGAAGAAAAAGAAGCCAGUCGCAGAACCAGCAGCUCCAGCGGCUGCUGCACCAGAAAUUGAUUUGUUUUCCUUCGAUACGCCAGCAGCCGCACCGGCGGCAGCACCUGCAGGAAAUGAUGAGUUUGCUAACUUCCAAUCCGCUGUUGCACCAGCACCUGCCGCAGCCGAUGACUUUGAUGCAUUUGGAACUUUGAGAUCGGCCAAUCAAUCCACACCAGGAAGUGACCCGUUUUCCGCGCCGGCACCAGCCCCACCACAGCAACAAGCAGCCGCAUUCGAUGCUUUCGGAAACAGCAGCAGCAACAACAACAAUACUGCUAAUAAUAUGGGAGCCAUGAUGGGCAACAAUAAUGCUAAUAACAUGGGAGCCAUGAUGGGCAACAAUACUGCUAAUAACAUGGGAGCUAUGAUGAGCAACAACAUGAACGCCAUGAGUGGAAUGAACACUACCACCAACAACAACAUGAAUGCCAUGAACAAUGCCUUUGGUGCAAUGAAUGUCGGUCAGCCGCAAACUGGUGGUAUGAUGCAACCCAGCAUGCAAGCGGCGCCUCAAGUAGCCGCUCCAGCAGUAGUCGGAGGAGGAGGAGAUGACGACGAGUUUGGUGACUUUGGUUCCGCUCCUACUGCAGCACCUGCUGCCGCAGCUACUAGCACAUCUUCUGAUCCGUUGAGCAAAUUGAUUUCUCUUGAUGGUCUGACCAAGAAUCCAUCCAAGAAAACUCAACAAAACAACACGGGCUUCAACAACUUUGGAAAUGGUGGUGGAAUGGGCCAAAAUAGUAACAACAAUAUGCAAAUGAACAACCCAAUGCCAAGUGGGCCAGUCGUUGUGUCUGCCGGAGGUAGUGAUGCCAUCAGUUCCAUGUUUGGACCUGCCCCAGUGCAACAGCCAAAUCCUCACAUGCAACAACAAAAGCAGCAGCAACAAGCAGGAAACCAAAUGAAUAUGAUGGGUCAAGGCAUGCAAGGCGGCAUGACCCCACAGAUGAUGCAACAAAUGGCCGCAAUGCAAGGUGGUAUGACCCCACAAAUGAUGCAACAAAUGCAACAACAAAUGGCCGCAAUGCAGCAGGGUGGAAUGAACCCGCAAAUGAUGAACCAGAUGGGAAAUAUGGGAAUGAUGAACAACAACAAUGGCAACAACAGCAUGCAAGGUGGCAUGAAUCCUCAAAUGAUGAUGAAUCAAAUGGGAGGAAUGCAAGGAAUGCAAGGUGGAAUGAAUCCCCAGAUGAUGAACCAGAUGGGAGGCAUGCAAGGUGGAAUGAAUAAUCAGCAAUUCCGAUAA